Molecule: messenger RNA, 3540 nt
Organism: Talpa occidentalis (Iberian mole)
Lineage: Eukaryota; Metazoa; Chordata; Mammalia; Eulipotyphla; Talpidae
Gene: POLH
Product: DNA polymerase eta
Exons: 11
Coding region: 257-2389 (710 amino acids)
Biological process (GO): response to radiation; error-prone translesion synthesis
Cellular component (GO): site of double-strand break; nucleus; replication fork
Molecular function (GO): damaged DNA binding; DNA-directed DNA polymerase activity
Source: RefSeq, a predicted model, not a curated record
GGGUGUAGUUUCUGUCAGGAGCGCGGGCCGGCUAGUCGGUGGCCUGAGCCGAACCCCUCAGGGCUGCGCGGGCGUUUGCCGCGGCGAGGAUCCUCUGCUACCCUCCGUCGGGUGCUCCGUCGAAACCGUUUCUUUCGAAACCGACAGGCCUGCUUGUGGCAAGUCGCCUUCUUCUUCACGGUGGUGGACGACACCGAGCCCGGCAUCCGCGGCGUCUGCGGUUGGCGGUUUGGCCAGGUGUUUGCCACUUUGACAAAUGGCUAAUGGACAGGACCGAGUAGUUGCUCUAGUGGACAUGGACUGUUUUUUUGUUCAAGUGGAGCAGCGGCAAAAUCCUCAUUUGAGGAAUAAACCUUGUGCAGUUGUGCAGUACAAAUCAUGGAAAGGUGGUGGAAUAAUUGCAGUGAGUUAUGAAGCCCGUGCAUUUGGCGUCACUAGAAACAUGUGGGCAGACGAUGCUAAGAAGUUAUGUCCUGAUCUUCUACUGGCACAAGUUCGUGAGUUGCGUGGGAAAGCUAACCUCACCAAGUACCGGGAAGCUAGUGUUGAAGUGAUGAAGGUAAUGUCUCGUUUUGCUGUGAUUGAACGUGCCAGUAUUGAUGAGGCUUAUGUAGACCUGACCAGUGCUGUACAAGAGAGACUACAAAAGCUACAAGGUCAGCCUAUCUCAGCAGACUUGUUGCCAACCACCUAUAUUGAAGGGUUGCCUCAAGGGUCUACAACAGCAAAAGGGACUGUUCACAAAGAGGAGAUAAGAAAACAAGGCUUAUUUCAAUGGCUUAAUUCUCUUCAAAUUGAUAACACCUCUCCAGACCUGCAGCUCACCGUGGGAGCAGUGAUUGUGGAGGAAAUGAGGGCAGCCAUAGAGAGGCAGACUGGUUUUCAGUGUUCAGCUGGAAUUUCACACAACAAGGUCCUGGCAAAACUGGCCUGUGGACUAAACAAGCCCAAUCGCCAGACCCUGGUCUCACAUGGGUCAGUCCCACAGCUCUUCAGCCAAGUACCUAUUAGCAAAAUCCGUAGUCUUGGAGGAAAGCUUGGGGCGUCAGUCAUUGAAAUUCUUGGGGUAGAAUACAUGGGUGAACUAACCCAGUUCACUGAAUCCCAACUUCAGAGUCAUUUUGGGGAAAAGAAUGGAUCAUGGUUGUAUGCCAUGUGUCGUGGGAUUGAACAUGAUCCAGUCAAACCCAGACAACUACCCAAAACCAUUGGUUGCAGCAAGAACUUCCCAGGAAAAACAGCUCUGACUACUCAGGAACAGGUACAAUGGUGGCUUUUGCAAUUAGCCCAGGAACUAGAAGAGAGACUAACCAAGGACCGAAAUGAUAAUGACAGAGUGGCCAUCCAGUUGGCUGUGAGCAUCCGUGUUCAAGGAGACAAACGUCUUAGCAGCCUGCGCCGCUGCUGUGCGCUCACCCACUAUGAUGCUUACAAGAUGAGCCAUGAUGCAUUUGCUGCCAUUAGGAACUGUAAUACUUCAAGAAUCCAAACUGAAUGGUCCCCUCCCCUCACAAUGGUUUUCCUCUGUGCUACCAAAUUCUCUGCCUCUACCCCCUCCUCCAGCACAGACAUCACCGUCUUUUUGAACAAUGACCCAAGUUCUCUGCCCAAGGUGCCAAUUACCAGUUCUGAAGCUAAGACCCAGCGAAGUGGCCCAGCGGUUACAGCCACUAAGAAAGCAACCACUUCUCUGGAAUCAUUCUUCCAAAAAGCUGUAGAAAAGCAAAAAGGCAAAGAAGCUUCAAUUUUACCUCUUAGUGCUACUACCCAGGCCCCCAUAAACAAUUCUCCAUCCAAGCCCUCAUUAUCUUUCCAAAGCUGUCGUGCGACAGGAACUGAGCCCUUCUUUAAACAGAAAAGUCUGCUUUUAAAGCAAAAACAGAUUAAUAAUUCAACAUUCUGCCCCCCACAAAAUGCACUGUCCCCCUCUAAAGAGUUGCCAAACUCUUUUCCAACAGAGUAUCCAAAUUGUGCCCCUGUAUGUGAAGAGGUAUUGAAACUAGGAUCCCCUAAAGCAACUUCUGCAAAGAUGGAUUUGACUCAGGACAGCCCAAGCAAGCUUGUUUCUGUUACUUCCGAGUCUGCUCUGGAGGUGUCGCAGAAAGAAAGUACCACCUCAAGUCUUCUGGCUGCUGAAGACCAGGUGCCCUGUGAGAAAUGUGGCUCUCUAGUACCUGCAUGGGACAUGCCAGAACAUACGGACUACCAUUUUGCAUUGGAGUUGCAGAAAUCCUUUUUACAGCCCCACUCCUCAAGCCCCCAGGUGGUUCCUGUCAGUUCUCCUCAAAGCAAAAGAAAUCCCAAGAGCCCUUUGGCCUCCAGCAAUAAACGCCCUAGGCCUGAGGGUAUGCGGACAUUGGAAUCAUUUUUUAAGCCAUUAACACACUAGUGCUACCCUCAGGCUUGCUGCAGGGUUAUAAUAUUUUCUCUGUAACCAGGGAGAUGGAAAUAUGUUGGCUUCCUUCGCAGGAAUAUGCAUAACUUUAUGAAAUUUUUAAUAAGAAAAACAAUCCAGUUAGAUGCUAAGUUAAGGCUCUCAUCUCUUCACAAGCAUGGAUUCUAAUCCCACUGCAGAUAGAGAUAUAAAAAUUCAUCUUCCAAAGAUACAACUUCUUUGAGUUUUUAAUCUUUUGAGUUAAGGGAGGUAGUGUCAAAUUUUUGGGCUGUGCGGCCCAAGAGAUCUCGUUCCAAACUAAGCCCUGUCUGUUGAGUGUGGCCUUGAGUGAGUCACUUUUCUCAUUUUUGCUUGUAUGUAAAAUUGUGAUACCUUAGAAAUUAUUGAUGGUUAAGAAAAAUGUAUUCAAAGUGUGUAGCUUAAAGUUAGCACAGGAAAGGAACUGAGUUAAAAAAAUGUUUAGCAGGGGUGUGCAAUUGUAUGGAGAAUAUAACCAAAAAAUGAAAACGCAUACAUUGUGCAAAGAUGAAAAAAGAUGUAAGAAUUAUAUAAAAUAAAAUAUUUAAAUAAACAAAAAGAAAGAAAAAAAAUUAAAAAUGUUUAGCAAAAUAUUCCCCUAAGUCUGAUGGGCAGUCCAAAUAAUACCUUGAAUAAAGUGGGAGGUUUGAGAAUGAGGUGAAGACUUGAAUCUAAGGGAAUAAUUAGUUUAGGGCAGGGUAGGUACACAGGAAGUUAAUACUGAAUUUCAUUCAUGUAAAUGCUAUUAAAGCCACAAUUUUUAGCCAUUGGCUCUUCUACCUCUUGCAAUUUUGUCGUCAUAUAGAAUGAGCUUGCUAUUGGACCAGUUUAGGAACUUGGUUAGAUUGGAUUAAGUCAUGAGCAGAAUUGGAUCAUGUCUAGAGCCUUUCCUACUCUGAUUUUGAGAACACCUCACCUAUCAAUGUUUGAGAAAUACUGCUCUAAAAGAUACUAUGGAGCAGGUUUGUAGCGGGCAAUGACAUUUCUUUAAAACUUAAGGUGCAGAUUUAGGAAGUCCUUGGGCUUUCAGGGUCACUGGUAUAUUCAUCUCUUCCCUAUUGAAGUAUGAAUUUUUAGUAUAGGGUUUUAAUUAUUGUAGUGUUUUUCACUUGUCCAUGUUUAUAGUC